Molecule: messenger RNA, 1847 nt
Organism: Aspergillus alliaceus
Lineage: Eukaryota; Fungi; Ascomycota; Eurotiomycetes; Eurotiales; Aspergillaceae
Product: ammonium permease MEP2
Exons: 5
Coding region: 124-1425 (433 amino acids)
Biological process (GO): ammonium transmembrane transport
Cellular component (GO): plasma membrane
Molecular function (GO): ammonium channel activity
Source: RefSeq, a predicted model, not a curated record
AGGAUCUUAACAUCUACUAUAGUGUUGGCGACCCCAAUGAAUUGCAUGUGCGGACGAACCGACUAACUGUUCCAGUCUGGUGAUAUCGCAUGGGUUAUUGUCUCGACCGCUCUCGUCUUGUUGAUGAUUCCUGGAGUCGGUUUCUUCUAUUCUGGUCUCGCGCGUCGGAAGUCGGCACUCUCGUUACUAUGGCUAUCGUUGAUGUCUGUCGGAAUAGUCUCCUUUCAGUGGUUCUUUUGGGGCUACUCUCUCGCCUUCUCUCACACGGCCGGAAAAUACAUUGGUAACCUGGACAACUUCGGGUUCAAAGGCGUCCUUGCGGCACCGUCCGUUGGCAGUGAUAAGGUCCCGGAUCUUCUAUUUGCUGUUUUCCAGGGCAUGUUCGCCUGCAUUACAGUUGCACUCGCGGUUGGUGCUGUCGCAGAGCGGGGCCGCAUGCUUCCCUGCAUGGUUUUCAGCUUUGUCUGGACUACCAUCAUUUACGAUCCUAUCGCAUGCUGGACCUGGAAUUCGAGCGGGUGGGUAGCAAACCUUGGUGGCCUUGACUAUGCAGGUGGCACGCCUGUUCACAUCGCAUCUGGUUGCACAGCAUUGGCAUAUUCUUUGAUGCUUGGGAAGCGUCGCGGACACGGCACUCAUGAGCUCAACUACCGCCCUCACAACGUAACACAUGUGGUCAUUGGUACCGUAUUCCUUUGGGUCGGAUGGUUUGGUUUCAACGCCGGCUCUGCGCUGAGCGCCAACCUGCGCGCAGUUAUGGCGGCAGUGGUGACCAAUAUCGCCGCGGCUGUGGGUGGUGUUACCUGGUGCAUUCUGGACUACCGAUUGGAGAGGAAGUGGUCCACGGUUGGUUUCUGCUCCGGCGUGAUUGCUGGUCUCGUUGCCAUUACCCCUGCAUCGGGCUUUGUCACUCCCUGGGCUUCAUUCAUCUUCGGUGUUGUUGGUGCGAUCGCUUGCAAUUAUGCAACGAAACUCAAGUAUGUGGUCAGGGUUGAUGACGCCCUUGAUAUAUUUGCUGUCCAUGGUAUCGGAGGGCUCGUGGGCAAUCUUCUGACCGGACUGUUCGCUGCCAACUACAUCGCUCACCUUGACGGCUCUACCAAUAUCGAUGGUGGCUGGAUCAACCACAACUAUAUCCAGCUGGCUUACCAGCUCGCCGACUCCGUCUCCGGAAUGGCUUACUCUUUCUUCGGAAGUUGCAUCAUCCUUUUCAUCAUCAACCUAAUCCCUGGCCUCAGCCUGCGUGCCACCGAAGAGGACGAGAUCAUGGGCAUUGACGACGCCGAGAUUGGCGAAUUUGCUUAUGACUACGUCGAGAUAACCCGCGACGUGAUCAGCCCGGCCAAUAGCGAGAUCGGCGAAGCCGCUUCGAAGCGCAGUCUGACUCCAACUGGCCAUGAGACAACUGUAGAGGCCAAGGCUUAGCCGAGGAGUUGUCUAUGAUUCGACCUUCAUAUCCAUGUUUUACCCUUUCUCUUAAUUAUCGUUCCAGGCUGACGGUACUUUUUAAUACUGGAGAACCAGCGGCGAUAAGUUUGUAUAUACAUUUAGUAAACCUCAUCAUUCCUUACAAUUUUUUUUUGUAUUUUUUUUUGUUUAUUCCACCGAUUCCUCACUUAAUCAUGGAAAAAGAAGUACAUGUCUUUCUGGCCUUGUUUCUUCUACUUCUCCAUUCAGUUUCUUGUCAUUUCAUUUCAGAUACCCUUCUCUCCCUCCUAUUUUACUUUAAUUUCAUUACUUUUACAUUCCUUCGGCAUACCAUUAUUCCUCACAACCAAAUCCAACUUGCAUAUCAAUUUUAAAAGAAAUAAUACAAAACAACCACAAAACCCCAUGGAAACCCAUAA